This is a messenger RNA of Folsomia candida, 1996 nucleotides long. RefSeq names its product sodium-coupled monocarboxylate transporter 1. The transcript is spliced from 17 exons. Gene Ontology annotation, biological process: transmembrane transport; sodium ion transport. Gene Ontology annotation, molecular function: symporter activity. The coding region runs from base 132 to 1931 and encodes 599 amino acids. Lineage: Eukaryota; Metazoa; Arthropoda; Collembola; Entomobryomorpha; Isotomidae. Gene Ontology annotation, cellular component: membrane. The record is from RefSeq and is a predicted model, not a curated record.
UUCGCCAGCAUUACAACCAAGCUUCGCUUGAAUUUAAUACGUCAAGCUGGUCGAACCACCCUUUUUCAUAAAUUUAUUUAACACGUCAAGGCCGAGUUCAACAAAGUGUGUAAGCUCAAAAAAUUCCAAAAAUGGGUGACCCUACUAAUGUUGGAGAUGAUUCUUCUAAACAUUUCGGUACCGUGGACUACCUCGUGUUUACCCUAAUGCUCGCCAUAUCUGCCGGAAUUGGGGUAUUUUACGGUUGUUUUAGUAAACGACAAAAGACUACGAAGGAUUUCUUAAUGGGGGGUAGAAACAUGGGAACAAUCCCGGUCACCUUGUCACUCUUGGCGUCGUUCUUUUCCGCCAUUGCACUACUUUCCGUCCCUGCAGAAAUAUAUUUAAAUGGCACCGUAUACGUCAUGAUUGGACCCUCGUACUUUGCAGCUUUGGGGGUUUCGGCUUAUCUGUAUUUGCCCGUAUUUUAUAACCUACAAUUAACCUCAGCAUAUGAAUAUUUAGAAUUGCGAUUUUCUAAACCUGUCAGAAUUCUUGCUUCGGUAGUGUUUGCAAUACAAAUGAUACUUUACAUGUCCGUCGUUAUCUACGCUCCAGCACUUGCCCUCAGUCAAGUUACCGGUUUACAUCUUUACGGCUGUGUGACAACUUUAUUUGGCAUCGUCAUUUUCUACACCGCCUUGGGAGGAAUAAAAUCAGUCAUGUGGACCGACGUAGUGCAAAUUAUUGUAAUGUUUGGUGCCAUGAUUGUCGUCCUGGUGAAAGGUGGAAUUGACUUGGGUGGAUUUGGAAACAUUUGGAAGGUUGCCGUCGACAGUGGACACAUCGAAUAUUUCGACUUUGAUCCCGAUCCGAGGACUCGACAGACCACGUGGACCUUAUGGAUUGGGGCAUUUUUCAUGUGGCUGGCGAUCUAUGGAGUCAAUCAAGCACAGGUUCAACGUUAUCUUACCCUCCCAACUAUACGACAAGCAAAAACGGCCAUCUGGCUAAAUGCUUUCGGUCUUCUUGGUUUAUUAACUCUCAAUUGUAUGACUGGGUUGGUAAUUUUUGCAAAAUAUUCGAAAUGCGACCCACUCCUGUCAAAGCGAAUAAGGACAACGGACCAGUUACUCCCGAUAUUCGUGAUGGAUACGCUAGGCGAUUUUAAUGGUUUUCCUGGCUUAUUCGUUGCAGGAAUAUUCUCGGGAGCGUUGAGCACCGUGUCCAGCGGACUCAACAGCUUGGCCUCCAUAACUCUUGAAGACUACGUGAAGUAUUUCUACCCCAACAUUAAUGACCGCAGGGCGACGAAUAUUUCCAAAAUUUCCGCCAUCAUUUACGGACUAUUAUCUUUUGGCCUAGUUUUUAUUGCUGAAAAAUUAGGCGGCAUUUUUGACGUUUCUUUCAGCAUCUUCGGAAUGAUUGGAGGCCCGUUAUUGGGAGUGUUCAAUUUAGGAAUGUUUGUUCCUUGGUGUAACUCCAAGGGUGCAUUUUGGGGCACCUUUACUUCUCUCGUGGUCAUGUUAUGGUUGGGGAUUGGAACGUCCUUGGCGAAUAGUGGGAAACCUUCAGUGUCGAAAUUGACAUUAAGUGUCGAAGGAUGUUCCAAUUUUACCACAGCGCCGUCUAAUUUUCUUAAUCAGACUGCAAAAAGUGACGAGAUAUCCGAAUUUUACAAAAUAUCCUACUACUGGUACACCCUGAUCGGAUGCUGUGUCAACAUGCUGGUUGGAACAGUGGUCAGUUUCCUCACUGGCAAACAGGAUCCUCGAGACCUGAACCCACAGCUUAUCAGUCCGCCUUGUGAUCAAUUUGUCAAGAAAUUUGUUCCGUUGCACAUACAGCAAAAAAUAUACUGGGAUUUGGGAGCGCACAUCAAUGGAGAUAUUUAUAAAAAUCAGAUGCAUAAUGGGAACCAUGAACUUGGUGAAAUUAAUGGAAAAAGUUAACCAGCAGUAAUAAAUUGUUAAGCAAAAUAAAUAACAUCGCAUUUUAGCGUCGAAAGUAAAUCUAA